Molecule: messenger RNA, 870 nt
Organism: Penicillium malachiteum
Lineage: Eukaryota; Fungi; Ascomycota; Eurotiomycetes; Eurotiales; Aspergillaceae
Exons: 1
Coding region: 1-870 (289 amino acids)
Source: RefSeq, a predicted model, not a curated record
AUGCGACAUCCCAAACCCGAUAUCCCCUAUGCUUGGUUCUGGCAGGGCAGGCCUCUACGCAGAGGAUAUUCCAGGGGCGAACAUAUCACAGCUGUCCCAUUAACUCAGCAAUUUACCCCAGAACCUUCCCAUGCAUCUCGGGAUCCUUCUCCGACUAACAAACCCGCUCCUCCCCAAUGCACUUGCGAGUUGCACGAACAAACAAGACCUCCAAUGCCCAAUAGUGGAAAUGUCGAUAACACAAACCGAGCUCAUGGCUUUGGACCAUACUGUCACACAGAGCAUGAGCCAGAGCCUGCCCAGUCGGUGAAGAAGUGUACCUGCUCCGAAUGUAUGAGGUCCUCUGCUCCUUCCGCUACCUCUGUCCAUCCUGGAUAUGAAAAUCCAACCCCCUGCUCCUCUAGAACGAUGACACCCGUCAUGCCAUUCCAUCAUGCUUGUGCCGCUUCGAGCUCCCGCACUGUCUAUUGCUUGAAUUGUCUCCAAUACCAUCAUGAGUGCCAGUACCUGGCUGCAGUUCCUAUUUCCGAGGCACAGCCCCAGCGUGCUGAAACGUCAGCUCCAUCUGCGGCACCCAUACAAGCUCAAGCUCCAAAUCCCGCUCCGGUACCCCGCGCCAGCGAUCCUCAGGUAAAGUGCGGAUGUGCUCACUGUGUCGGUAUGACUGAAGCUGUACCUGAGGUGGAGUCUCGUCACCAUGGUUGCUGCCACCCCAAAGGAUGUCGCAUUGACAACUAUGUCACACCUGCAGUGACUGAUGACACCGCUUCGGUGUUUUCGGCGGAGAUGGUUGGGGAUAGUGAGAGUGUGGAUGAAUUUCGAUAUGGACAUCUUAUUAUUGCAUCUCCUAUGCAUUGCUACCCUGAGUGA